Messenger RNA from Calidris pugnax (ruff), 4502 nucleotides. RefSeq names its product zinc finger protein 438 (gene ZNF438). The coding region runs from base 251 to 2839 and encodes 862 amino acids. Gene Ontology annotation, cellular component: nucleus. Gene Ontology annotation, biological process: regulation of transcription by RNA polymerase II. The transcript is spliced from 7 exons. The record is from RefSeq and is a predicted model, not a curated record. Gene Ontology annotation, molecular function: DNA-binding transcription factor activity, RNA polymerase II-specific; sequence-specific DNA binding. Lineage: Eukaryota; Metazoa; Chordata; Aves; Charadriiformes; Scolopacidae.
UCCCCCCGGGCCAGCAGCCGGGCGGCGGCCGGGAAGGAGGAGGAGGCAGCGGGGCAGCGGCUCCCGGCGGUAGCGCCGCGCGGAGGUUCAAUGAUUAUGCUGCAUUAUACAGAAGGAGUGCUUUUCAUCUGUGUCUUGGAGUGUUUCGAGGAUGUUUACAUGCAGAGGAAUUAAGAUGGAUGGAGUAUUUCAUUGGCCGUAGCAGCAGCAGGAUGUAUAAGGAACAUUGUCGUAACUAUACAAGGGCAUAAUGCAGAAUCCUUUAACUUUUUCUGCAGGUGGUGUUUUUUUGCAUGCUAAUCCUGCAGAGAAACAUUGUUUCCAACAAAGUAUGCUGGGUCAGCAAAAGCAAGAAACUUGUGCUGGAAAGACAGUAUCCACAGAUAAACACAAAUCUCCUUCGGAUAUAAUACAAAGUUUUCAGAAGAAAAGUCAGUUUAGGACAAUUGCUCCAAAAAUGGUACCAAAAAUUUUAACAUCUGGAGUGGUUUCUUGUCUUCAGUCAUCUUUGCCUGAGCAAAAUACACCAAUUUCAGCUGCAGGUUCUAAACCGCUGGUGGUACCAACUCAAAACUAUGCUGUCAUGCAGGUGGCUGGUCAUGAGGGGACCUUUUCUCUAUUGGCCUUGCCGUAUGUUGCCCCUGCCCUAACACAGCCAGUCCAGCAGUCGAAUGUAGCCCCUUCUGAAAACCUAAAGCUGCCCAUCCCUAGGUACCAACCUGUAAGAAGUAAAUUGCUGAGUGACAAAAAACCAUCACAAAUCUCUGUUUUGGGUGCACAUAACGAGAUACCUACCAGAGCAUCGAUCUCAUCCCAGACUUCUCCCAUGACUACUUUAACUGAAGACUGUGCUGAAACUCAUUUUAGUUCAGAUUCAACUGAGCAAGUGAUGCUAACAGACCGUGACUCGGCUGAAAUUACAGUUGCCACGUUAGUAAAUAAGAGCAAUUGUGUGGAAUCUCCUUUAGUGAUCAAAACUGAAAUUGCUAAUGGUGAUGUCUCUGGACCAUCUGUAGUUAAAGACUCUUUAUCCAAGCUGGCAAGUACAAUCAGUCCCAUGAAACUAAGUCUACACUCUGUGAAGACAGCGUCUGAAACCACAAGAGAGCCAUUCAUAACAUCUGAGAAACUGAAGGAAAAACCGACAAAUUCUGCAAAUUCUGUUGCUGUCCUGUCACCGGCAGUUUUUGGCAGUACAAUACAGAUGACUCCAUCAGCACCAAAAGGAAAACUUCCUAUUUUGCCUUACUCAAGGAUGAAAAAUUCAGUGUUCUGUAAAUCUAAGCAGAAUACUAAUGUUACAGGUGUAUGUGGACCUUCACUGAGAUCUGAAUGCGGAAAGAUACCAGCUUUGGCAAAACCCUUUCAUGUUCCUUCUAACGCAUCUGAUAAGCGAUCAGCUGUAUCAUUUGCACAAGUCCCCAGACAAACCAUUCAAGAAAAUACCCUCUCUCCAUCCAAUAAAGUGGAUGUCGACAGUCUUAAAAAAUUGAACAGUGCAGCCUCUAAAAGAAGAGGCAGAAAAAGAAGAGCCACAGAUGAUUUAUUGGCUUUUCAGACCAAGCGAAGGAAAUGCAUCAUUAAUAAGUUUAGAGAAGGGAGAGAGAGGGCAAAAGUUGAUCUUCAGCCACCUGAAGAAAAAAAGGCAGUAGCAGUGAAAAAGUACCGUAGCAUUAGACCAAAACCAGUGGUGGUUGUGCAGGAUCUCGCACCGCUGACUUCUGCAGCAGUGGUAGAGACACCAUCUCCUGAGCAUUUAGACCGAGAUACUUUUUUAAAUAGUUCACUUCCCAACAAAUAUUUAAGUUACAAGCACAGUGACACUACAUCAGCUAAAUCAGGUGAUUUAAGUAGAAAUACGUGUUCAACCCUACCUAAGCUGUCGUAUAAAUGUUAUGUUUGUAACCAUGUCUUCCAGUUUAAGCACCAUCUCCAGGACCAUAUAAACACCCAUACAAACAAACGGCCUUACAGCUGCCGAAUUUGCCGGAAAGCGUAUAUUCACUCUGGAAACCUGAGCACACAUAUGAAACUUCAUCACAAUGAAGGCAAACCCAAAAAGCUUGUGUGUUGUGAAUUCUGUGCUAAAGUUUUUGGCCAUGCAAAGGUGUAUUUCGGUCACCUAAGAGAAGUGCACAGGGUUGUGAUCAGCACAGAGCCCUCCACGAGCGAGCAACAUCUGCAAGAUGCUUUAAAGAAGAGAGACACCAAUAUAAAAGCAGCAGAAGAAGCAAUGGAGAGGGGAAAUAAGUGCAAUCUUGAGGACCUAUUCCAUAAUCCAGGAGAAGUGAAAUUACAGAUCAAAUGUGGUCGAUGCCAGUUUAUUGCACAGUCUUUUGGUGAAAUGAAGUUUCACUUACUGUGCUCUCAUGGAGAAGAGAUCCAGGGAAGAGUAAAGGAAGGAAAUAGAGGAGCUAAGGGGGAACUGAUCAAACACACAACCCAGUUGUGGAAACAGUGCAAUGAGAAAAGACAUUCAGCAAAAUGCAGUACCCAUGAGGAGGAGUUUUAUACUUUUCCAAAACUGAAAAGACAGAUACACUUUCACCAUCAAAAUAACGUCGAUGUGUUAUCUAAAAGUGAACCGACUCAGUCAGGAAGCAGUGAAGCACCCAGCAUGCAAAAUGUAGGUUUUGGUACACCAAGCAAAAAAAUAGAAAUUUGGUCUAAAUCAGGCUAUAACUGCAUUUUAUGCAAACAGUUAUUUGAAAGAAAAGAGGAUCUUUGUAAUCAUUGGCAGAAUCACCAUAACUGUGAAGACCCUUCCAAUUUAUGGACAAUUUUUAGUUUGUUAUCAAAACAAGGAAUUAUUGAACUUUCUAAUAAUGGUGAAUAUUGAAGCUGUGCUCUAUAAUGAUAUGAAAAACUACCUUACCAAAUUGUGUAUGUUUUUUGGUGUGUUGCUAAACUAACUCAAGAGAUGUAUCACUUCAGAGGUUGGUUUGGUGAGUUUGUUGGGGUUUUUCUAAAUUAUGCUAACCUUUAUUUUGUUAAAUAGAAAAUGUAUAUAUCCAGUGUCCUUCCAGAUGGGUACAUGCAAGCCCAUUAUGAAACACUGUAAUUAAAAUUCAUACUUAAGCAACUUAGCAGCAGCAAGUAAUCAAUACUAAUGGUUAACACAAAGGAAAAAGAUUUUCAAAUUAUACUAUAUGCACAGAAAUAAAUCAGUUUAUAUGAAGUAAUCUCAAUCUUGAAUGAAACAAAAAACCAGACUCAUUUUAAUUUCCAUCCCAAAUGGGUUUCCAGAUUUUAUGGUAAAUAGAUAUUUCCAUGCAGUUCUCUGAAUUAUUUAAAUGUUCAUACAUGCAACCAGCAUUGAGGAGCUUUAUAAUCUGUAAUUAAAGAGUUUUUAAUUCUUAUUUUCUUUGUUUCAGUGUCUUCAGACAUGUUCAUUGCUUGCAGGUUUGUUAUUGGCAGGUCUUUUUUAGGUGUUACAUUCUCUCCCGGUAACAGCAAAAGUGAAAAAUCUACACUUUUUUUUUGCCUGUACUCUCUGGGUUGAAGACAAGUUAGUUGCCACCCAUGAAGGUGGAACCCUCAAAGCUUGACUACUUCAUGAAAAAAAAAAAACCAACAAGUUUAUUUUUAAAAUAGUAGUUGAGUUGGUUACUCCUGGGAAGUUUGACAUUCGGCAAUAGGCUGCAUGAUUCACAGUGAACUUUUAGCAUGUUCCUUGCACCUCCUGUGACACAGCAGCACUGCUGCCAGCACCGUUAGCACUCUGCCUCUAACACUCUUGGGAAAUAGCUUUUGUACCUCUGCACUUGACCCAGUCUGUGGCUUUAAAGGGAAAUUGUUCCUUCACUAUGGUACACACAAUGAGGUUUUUUUCACUUGUGUUGCCAGAUUUACUGCACUAGAGGAAUUGCAUGCAGCACCUUAGCCUUCCAAUGUCAGGAGCCAGUAAGAGUUGCCUUACCAGGAUGCAAAGCUGUAGCAGCCCGUAGUGCAGGAAUAGUGUGUGCUGUGUCCCCUGCUGGGGAGCAGGCACGGGAAGCCACCAUGUCAGCACAUCUCCGGGGAGGCAAGUCAGUUCAGGCUAUCAGGAGAUGGAGUUCUGGAGCUCAGUUUUGAUGGAAAGGUCAUUGAACUGUCAAGUCUAGUUUGAAACUGGUGUUAAACUGCUGUUACUUAAAGCCUUAUGUACCUCUGAAUUAUUUUGGGAGCAAUAAUGGAGACAGUGUAAGAAGCCGCAAUAUCACUGUUCAGCAGAAGUCGGAGCACAUCAAGGGGCAAACUGAAAAAUAAACUGGUACAGUCUCUACAGUCCUACUCUGUUCAUUUCUCCUUGUGGUCAAACUGUAACUGAGGGAUUGCAAUGAUGAAAGAGUCAUUCCUAAAAUGCCCUGUGUGGCCUCUCACUGUUUUGCACAAAUUGUGGUGACGAGAACAUGAAAAGAGAUCUAAAGAUGUUGGGUUUUCUGAGUGGGAUUCCAGAAGCUGUUGCAAUAUUUGUGUACAUAUUUUGUUUUUAAAUAUUAAAGGCAGUUUUGAUGAGCUAA